CGCCUUUGAUCGCCCAAUAACGAAUGCCUCGACUUUCUUCCUCCCAGCGCCUCUUUUUGAUCAGCAGACUCUGUUCUACCUUUGAACUGAUAAGAGCCAUCUCUUUCUCUGUUUCUCUGUGUUUCUCACUCUGCUUCUCCCACUAUCACACCAGCCUUAUCACUGCUAUUUCCCCUUCUUCCACGGUUUAUUUUACCCCACCACAAGCGGCCCGUCGAGUCAGCCGCUUCGACAUCCACGGUUCUACAACAAUAAUACAAGGGCAAAACAGAAUUGAAGUCAAGAGAUUCUCCUCGAAUCAUGUCUCGACAUCGCGAUUACCGCUCCUCGACAGGCACGCUGGACAGCAGCGGCAGCCGUUGGGACAGCGAGCGAUUCUCCCGCGAACACGAGCGCCGUCGCUCACGAGGGCCCCCCCCGGUCGCGGAGAGGCCUCGCCGGGUAGAAGAAGAGCGGUUUGAGGUUCGUCUACGCGAUGAAGACCGGUACGGACCUCCCGCGCGGCGUGUGGACCGGUACUACGAAGAUGAAACUGUUGUGCGUGGCGCCGGUCCGAUGGUGGUUGCCUACGAUCAGCGUCGGCACGAGAGCCCCCCGCCGCCCCCGCGUCUGAUCCGUCGCCAGUCGUCGCUGGACACCUUUGACCGUGUCCCUGCGAGGAAGCGCGAGAGCUACUCGCGUCGGGCAGCGCCGAUGGCGGUGCCGGUGCCCUUGCCUCCCUCGAGACGGCGUUCUCCUCCGCGUCGCUACCAGGAGCAACAGCAGGACUUCUACGAGGAUAUCCGUAUCGCGGAGCCAGAUCUCUAUGGCGAUGAAGAGUACCGCGAUUUCCGGGAGCAGAGACGUCGGUCCAGUAGCCACGGGCGCUACCGCGAGAAGGUCGUUGAGGAGAUGAUCUCCGAGAAGGUGGAGAAGCCGUAUCCUCGCAAGGGAAGGACAAGGAUGCCUAGACGGCUGGUCCAUACGCAGGCGAUCAUCGAGUUGGGCUAUCCGUUUGUCGAAGAGGACAACGUGGUUGUCAUCCAGAAGGCUCUGUCUAAAGAUCAGAUCGAUGAAGUCAUCAGUGUCAGUCGAGACAUCCGUCGGAGUGAGAGUGCUCGCUACGUCCAUUCCCCCUCUCCUCCCCCGCCUCGCAGGGAGCGUUUCACCGAGGAGAAGCUUGUCCUGAACUCCUUCACGCCGCGGUCCAGCCGCAACACCUUGAUCGUGGAACGCUCACCGUCCCAGCAUAGGUCCCGGUCCCGGUAUCGCGGCGAGGUGGUCGAGAAGAAGCAAGAGGUGACCACGACGAUUUCUCGGCCUCGAUCUGUCUCGGUUCACUUCCGGAACCGCCGGCCCUCCUCACCCCCCGCGCCACGGAGGGUUGAGCGACGUGAGGUUCGCGAAGAGAUAGUCGAGUCCGAGAAGCUCCGGACCAACCCCAUGGCCCUCGUGAUCCGCCCCAGGCACAGCGACAGCCACGAGGACCUGCACGAGUACAUCCGAGAGCUGGAAGAAGAGAAGCGCCUGCUGCAGCUGGAGCGGCGGGGCGGCGUCGACAUCAUCGAGCGUGACACGGAGAUCAUCGAUAGCAAAAGCGGCAUUGAAGAGGUUGUCAAAGUGAAAAAGGAUCACAAAGCCAUGGAUAAGGUACAGGCGUUCGGCAAGAACUUGAGCGCGAGCUUCUCGCCCUUUGCUGCCCGGACCCAGCAGAUGAUCAAGGAGCAGCUGGGCCAAGCUGACGAUCGCACCCAGCUGCCCGAUGAAUACAUCGAGUUGGAGAAGCGGGUUGACGCCUUGAAGCUGGUCCACCAGAAGCUUCUGCAGGUGACCUCCCAAUACUCGAAUGAAGCCUACGACUACCCGCCCAAUAUCCGCGAAUCGUUCAACGACCUCGGCCGCACCAUCAGCGAGAAGGUCACCCUUCUCUCGCAGGCUUCGUCCCCCGGCGAGGCGCAGGCGGCGCUGACGGCACCCCCCUCGGCCAAGCCGCAGCCCAAGACCUUCAACCAUGCGAUCGCCCGCGCCUCGCUGGCUGGUUCCCAGACCCUGGCGCAGAGUUCUCACGACGAGGAUCCUCUCGCCACGGCGCUGGAGAAGUACGCUCUGGCCGAGGAAAAGGUCGGCGAGGCUCGUCUCGCGCAGGAUGCUCAGAUCCAGUCCCGUUUCCUGGCCGGGUGGAACACCACGCUCAACACCAACCUGAUGUUCGCCGCCAAGGCGCGCAAGAACGUCGAGAACUCGCGGCUCAUGCUCGACUCCGUCAAGGCCAGCAAGAAGGCCGCCGCCCGCGGCGACCUCGACAACCUCUCCGAAGAGGCUCGCAUUGAGAUCGAGCAGGCCGAGGACGAGUUUGUCGGCCAGACCGAAGAGGCCGUCAGUGUAAUGAAGAACGUCCUUGAUACCCCCGAGCCCCUCCGAAACCUUGCGGACCUGAUUGCCGCCCAGCUGGAGUUCCACAAGAGAGCAUAUGAGAUUCUCAGCGAGCUUGCUCCGGUCGUCGACGGCCUGCAGGUCGAACAAGAGGCCAGCUACCGCAAGAGCCGUGAGGGAGCGUAGAUUUCGUUCCUGGCCGUGUUCGAUGACCUUUUCUUCGUUUAUCUUGUUGGGCUUGAUCUCUGUGAUUUACCUACCCUCCCUCCUUGCUUUGUUUUCUGCUGCGAUGCCCGAGACCCAUGUUGAU
Penicilliopsis zonata CBS 506.65 is the source of this 2662-nucleotide messenger RNA. RefSeq lists its product as hypothetical. The transcript is spliced from 8 exons. Lineage: Eukaryota; Fungi; Ascomycota; Eurotiomycetes; Eurotiales; Aspergillaceae. The record is from RefSeq and is a predicted model, not a curated record. The coding region runs from base 301 to 2538 and encodes 745 amino acids.